UCCAACUCAAAUUAGGAGUUGGAAGCAAAUUCUAACAAGGAUUACCAGUCCUUCUCUACCUCUACUGCUCUACACCAACACCAACUAUUCUUAUAUAUAGGGGAGUAGCACGAACAAGUAGAAGAAGAGGAAGAGAGAAUAGUGAGUAUGGAGAGCAAAGAUAUGUUUGGGAAGGUGGGAUCCAUGGUGGGUAGUGCAUUGUUCGUGUGGGCUAUAUUUCAGCACUACUUCCCUCAGUGCCUUGCUGAUUUCAUUGGGAGAUACUAUCGGAAACUGGUGAAUUUCUUCAAUCCUUACAUUGAAAUCACUUUCAAUGAGUUCACCGGCCAGCGGGGAAUGCGAAGCGAAGCGUACAAGGACAUCCAGAAUUAUCUUGGCUACAACUCCACCAGGCAAGCCUCCAGGCUCAAAGGUAGUUUGGUUAAGAACGGCAGGUCUCUGGUUCUGGGCAUUGAUGAUUAUGAGGAGGUGGUAGAUGUGUUUGAGGGAGUCCAGGUAUGGUGGAUUUCUGGAAAACAAAACACCAACAGAAGGGCAAUUUCAAUAUACCCGGUUCGAGGACAGAGUGAUGAUAAGAGGUAUUAUACUCUCCUUUUCCAUAAGCGUCACUGGGAUCUCAUCUCUGGGCCUUACCUGAAUUACGUGCUAAAAGAGGGUAAAGCCCUCAAGGAUAGAAACCGGCAGAAGAAGAUUUAUACCAAUCAGGAGGGCGACUGGCACUGGGUAGGGUUUGAGCACCCAGCCACAUUCCAGACAAUGGCGCUGGAGCCCGAGAAAAAGAAGGAAAUUAUGGAGGAUCUCAUAGCAUUCAGUGAGAAUCAAGAGUAUUAUAGGAGAAUUGGGAGAGCUUGGAAGCGCGGGUAUCUCCUUUAUGGCCCUCCAGGGACUGGUAAAUCUACCAUGAUUGCUGCCAUUGCUAAUCUCUUGAAUUAUGAUGUUUACGAUUUAGAACUUACUGGGGUGGAGAACAACACUGACUUGAAGAUGCUGUUGAUGGAGAUAUCAAGCAAGGCUGUCAUUGUGAUUGAAGACAUUGAUUGUUCACUUGAUCUGACUGGUCAAAGGAAGAAAGCAGAAACAGAUGAGGAUUCAGAUGAGGAAGAAGAUGAGAAAGGGAAGAAAGAAGGAAAAGAAAAGGGCUCCAAAACCAGCAAAGUCACAUUAUCUGGGCUUCUGAAUUUCAUCGAUGGGCUGUGGUCAGCUUGUGGGGGAGAAAGAGUCAUAGUGUUCACAACUAAUCAUGUAGAGAAACUGGACCAAGCUUUGAUUCGGAAAGGACGGAUGGACAAGCAUAUAGAGCUAUCCUACUGUAGCUAUGAAGCAUUCAAAGUUCUGGCUAAGAAUUAUCUGAAUGUGGACUCACAUCCUAGGUUCUCAAAGAUUAGUGAGUUGUUGGGGGAAGUCAAUAUGACCCCAGCUGAUGUUGCUGAGCAUCUAACCAUCAAAACCAUUAUGAAAGAUGCUGGAAUUCGCUUGGAGGGUUUGAUUUCAGCACUAGAGAGAAGAAAAGAAGCAAGGUUGGCAGCUAUUGAAGACAAAAGAGAGAAGAAAUUAGCAGCCAGAGGAGCCAAAUCAUCAAGGAAGAGAAAUGAUCGGCUAAGGAAGUAUUUGAAUGAUCAGUAGUUGCUUCUGCAAAGCUUGACUUCUGUGCUUUUCUCGCAGCUUUUUUUUUUUUUUUUUCCAAUUUUUUUCUUUAUCAUUAGCUUCUUCUGGAUAAUUUUU
This is a messenger RNA of Vitis vinifera (wine grape), 1722 nucleotides long. RefSeq names its product AAA-ATPase ASD, mitochondrial-like. NCBI's taxonomy places the organism in Eukaryota, Viridiplantae, Streptophyta, Magnoliopsida, Vitales, Vitaceae. The coding region runs from base 148 to 1623 and encodes 491 amino acids. The record is from RefSeq and is a predicted model, not a curated record. Gene Ontology annotation, molecular function: ATP hydrolysis activity; ATP binding. The transcript has a single exon.